Octodon degus (degu) is the source of this 3531-nucleotide messenger RNA. RefSeq names its product microtubule affinity regulating kinase 4 (gene Mark4). Lineage: Eukaryota; Metazoa; Chordata; Mammalia; Rodentia; Octodontidae. The record is from RefSeq and is a predicted model, not a curated record. Gene Ontology annotation, biological process: intracellular signal transduction; protein phosphorylation; microtubule cytoskeleton organization. The transcript has 18 exons. The coding region runs from base 289 to 2355 and encodes 688 amino acids. Gene Ontology annotation, molecular function: ATP binding; tau-protein kinase activity; protein serine/threonine kinase activity. Gene Ontology annotation, cellular component: cytoplasm.
CUUCUGCCGCCGCCCCGGCCGGCUCCGCGCCCCCUCCGCGCCCCCUCCGCCGCUGCCGCCGGCUGCCCCCAUGGCGCCCCCGGGCCUCCCUUCGCGGGGCCACUAGGACCCUCCGCGUCCCGUCCCGUUCCCUGGCCCUGGCCCCUUCCGCGGCGCGGACUCGGCGUCCGAGGCGCCCAGCUUUUGAGCUCGCGUCCCCGGGCCGGCGGGGGGGGGAGGGGAAGAGAGGGGACCCCGGGAUCCCCGCCCCCCCCACUCGCCUGGCCCUGUCCCCGGGACUUGGAGAAGAUGUCUUCGCGGACGGCGCUCGCCCCGGGCAACGAUCGCAACUCGGACACGCAUGGCACCUUGGGCAGUGGCCGAUCAUCAGACAAAGGGCCAUCCUGGUCCAGCCGCUCCCUGGGUGCCCGCUGCCGGAACUCCAUCGCCUCCUGCCCCGAGGAGCAGCCCCACGUGGGCAACUACCGCCUGCUGAGGACCAUUGGGAAGGGCAACUUCGCCAAAGUCAAGCUGGCCCGGCACAUCCUCACCGGUCGGGAGGUCGCCAUCAAGAUCAUCGAUAAAACCCAGCUGAACCCCAGCAGCCUACAGAAGCUCUUCAGGGAAGUUCGCAUCAUGAAGGGCCUAAAUCACCCCAACAUUGUGAAGCUCUUUGAGGUGAUCGAGACGGAGAAGACACUGUACCUGGUGAUGGAGUACGCAAGCGCUGGAGAAGUGUUUGACUACCUCGUGUCGCACGGCCGCAUGAAGGAGAAGGAAGCGAGAGCCAAGUUCCGACAGAUCGUAUCAGCUGUGCACUACUGUCACCAGAAGAACAUCGUACACAGGGACCUGAAGGCUGAGAACCUGUUGCUGGACGCUGAGGCCAACAUCAAGAUCGCUGACUUUGGCUUCAGCAACGAGUUCACGCUGGGCUCGAAGCUGGACACGUUCUGCGGGAGCCCCCCAUACGCCGCCCCAGAGCUGUUCCAGGGCAAGAAGUACGACGGGCCGGAGGUGGACAUCUGGAGCCUCGGUGUCAUCCUCUAUACUCUCGUCAGCGGCUCCCUGCCCUUCGAUGGUCACAACCUCAAGGAGCUUCGGGAGCGCGUGCUCCGGGGGAAGUACCGGGUCCCCUUCUACAUGUCCACAGACUGCGAGAGCAUCCUCCGCAGAUUCUUGGUGCUGAACCCAGCAAAACGCUGCACUCUAGAGCAAAUCAUGAAAGACAAAUGGAUCAACAUCGGCUAUGAGGGUGAGGAGCUGAAGCCAUACACAGAGCCCGAAGAGGACUUUGGGGACACCAAGCGAAUUGAGGUGAUGGUGGGGAUGGGCUACACAAGGGAAGAAAUCAAAGAGGCCCUGACCAGCCAGAAGUACAACGAAGUGACCGCCACCUACCUCCUGCUGGGCAGGAAGACCGAGGAGGGUGGGGACCGGGGCACCCCAGGGCUGGCCCUGGCACGGGUGCGGGCGCCCAGCGACACCACCAAUGGGACAAGCUCCAGCAAAGGCGCCAGCCACAGCAAAGGGCAGCGCAGCUCCUCUUCCACGUAUCACCGCCAGCGCAGGCACAGCGACUUCUGUGGCCCAUCCCCAGCACCCUUGCACCCCAAGCGAAGCCCCACCAGCACAGGGGACGCAGAAUUGAAGGAGGAGCGGCUACCUGGCCGGAAGGCGAGCUGCAGCGCGGCGGGCAGCGGGAGUCGGGGGCUGCCUCCCUCCAGCCCCAUGGUCAGCAGUGCCCACAAUCCUAACAAGGCGGAGAUCCCCGAGCGGCGGAAGGACAGCACGAGCACUCCUAACAACCUCCCCCCCAGCAUGAUGACCCGCAGGAACACCUACGUUUGCACAGAGCGCCCUGGGGCAGAACGCCCAUCCUUGUUGGCAAAUGGCAAAGAAAACAGCUCCGGCACCCCACGGGUGCCCCCCGCCUCGCCCUCCAGUCACAGCCUGGCUCCCCCAUCAGGGGAGCGGAGCCGCCUAGCAAGAGGCUCCACCGUCCGCAGUACCUUCCACGGCGGCCAGGUCCGGGACCGGCGGGCAGGGGCCGGGGGUGGCGGGGGUGUGCAGAACGGGCCCCCCGCCUCUCCCACGCUGGCCCACGAGGCUGCUCCCCUGCCCACUGGGCGGCCACGUACCACUACCAACCUCUUCACCAAGCUGACCUCCAAACUGACCCGACGGGUUACCCUCGAUCCCUCUAAACGGCAGAACUCUAACCGCUGUGUCUCGGGCGCCUCUCUGCCCCAGGGAGCCAAGAUCAGGUCGCAGACGAACCUGAGAGAAUCGGGGGACCUGAGGUCACAAGUGGCAAUCUACCUUGGGAUCAAGCGGAAACCACCCCCCGGCUGCUCCGAUUCCCCUGGAGUGUGAAGCUGACCAGCUCGCGCCCUCCCGAGGCCCUGAUGGCAGCUCUGCGCCAGGCCACGGCGGCCGCCCGCUGCCGCUGCCGCCAACCACAGCCCUUCUUGCUGGCCUGCCUGCACGGGGGUGCGGGCGGGCCCGAGCCCCUGUCCCACUUCGAGGUGGAAGUCUGCCAGCUGCCUCGGCCAGGCCUGCGGGGUGUGCUCUUUCGCCGAGUGGCGGGCACCGCCCUGGCCUUCCGCACCCUCGUUACCCGCAUCUCCAACGACCUAGAGCUCUGAGCCUCUGUGGCCCCGGGUCCCUCUUCUUUCUCCUGUUCCCUUUGCUUCUGCAGGAGGAAAAGGGGACAAGGAAGGUGUCCCCCCAUUGUCGCCUGGUUUCCCUGGGUUAGAUUGGGGAGCAGAGAUUGUCCCUCUGCUGUUCUCUGGGCCUCCCGGGACAGAAUGAUGGGGGCUUGGAGGUGGGAGCUGUACCUUUCUGAAGCCUCCCUCUGGCCCCAUCCCCCUCGCCCAGCCAUGGAGCACCUGAGAAGACUUUGAGGACAGCUCAGGGGCAGGAAGGGGAACUGAGAGAACUUCCACUCCUCCCAACAGCUCAAGAAUUAGGUCUUGGGCAGGGGCAGGGAGAGCUGCUGAGCCUAAAGACUGGAGAAUUGGGGAGUGGCAAUGGGAGGUCAGAGGCCGAUUCCUUCCCCUCCCACCCCCAAUGCUCAAACCCCUCCUCAGCCCCAGGCUGGCGCAGGGGCACUUUGUACAAAUCCUUGUAAAUACCACCCCUUCCCUCUGCAGAGGUCUCCCGAGGAGCUGCCGCUGUCACCUCUGGUUUUUAAGUUAUUACCCUCCCUGCCCUUCUGUCAGCCCCUCACCUGCAGCCUGUCACCCAAUACACUUAGGAGAGUCCCUCAUGCCAGCCUGGGUCCUCCUGCCCUGGCCUGCAGAGGAGGUGUUGGCCUUGGGCCUGUGCGGCUCCUCCUGAGCCCAGGGGUCCUUUGCAGAAUGGGAGUGGUGGGGGUGAGGGUCGAGGAUGAUCAUGGGAGAGGGCAAAACAGAACUCGGCCUCAGCCGCCAGGCUCCAGAUCCUCUAGCGGGUCCCCCGUUCAUCCACUCCCACCACCGUGUUACACUGGACUCUAGCCUCUUCCUACUCUAGUAGUACAUUUAUUCAAUAAACAGUCAUUGACCAGUG